Molecule: messenger RNA, 614 nt
Organism: Macrosteles quadrilineatus (aster leafhopper)
Lineage: Eukaryota; Metazoa; Arthropoda; Insecta; Hemiptera; Cicadellidae
Product: peptidoglycan-recognition protein SB2-like
Exons: 4
Coding region: 114-614 (166 amino acids)
Biological process (GO): peptidoglycan catabolic process
Molecular function (GO): N-acetylmuramoyl-L-alanine amidase activity; zinc ion binding
Source: RefSeq, a predicted model, not a curated record
AUAAUGUUUUAUUGCAUGUCUGAUUAAAUUCAUUGAACAACUUGUGUGAACUUUAUUGAUUGAAAAGUGGACAUGUAAUUGAAAUAAAAGCUAUAACAAUGAUAGGCUAAACAAUGAGUUCAUUGAGGGUUGUACCAAGGAGGACUUGGGGAGGUAAAGACAUCCAGGGUAACCUACCACGUGUCAAAUAUCCAGCUGACAAAAUAUUCUACGCCUUUGUAUUUGCGGAACGAAAGCACGGACCUAGGCCCGGGGCCUUGGAGAUAGAAUGCGUCGAAUAUCUACAAAGGUUACAAAACUGGGACAUGAGGAGGAAAAAGGACAUCAGAUUCAAUUUUGUUAUUGCCCCGGACGGAAACAUUUACAGAGGUCGUGGAUGGAAUAACGCCCCUUUUCUCCCACACAAGCAUAAGGAAUUCAACUACACGUCCUUCUACAUCGGAUAUUUAGGGGACUUUAGAUAUGACAUGCCUGCUAUAGAUCACUUGUACCUUCGAAGAAACAUAGUCCAAUUCGGUAUAGAAAACAAAUAUAUAUCUGAAAGAUUCAUCGAAAUCAACUUGAGACACACACUUAUACCUCUUUUGUUUGAUGAGCUUGUAAAAAUAAAUUGA